Paramecium sonneborni is the source of this 1486-nucleotide messenger RNA. NCBI's taxonomy places the organism in Eukaryota, Ciliophora, Oligohymenophorea, Peniculida, Parameciidae. The record is from the annotation of a GenBank genome assembly.
AAUAAUGUUUACCUUUUUUACAUUGUUUUCAUUCAUAGUUUAUUCGUUAGGAGAUUAAAUUUAUCCAAUAAAAUCAAACAGUGAAACUUAAUUAGAAAAUAAUGGAUGGAUAGAUUGUUCAACAUAAGAGGAAGUGAUCCCUUAAAAUUGUUAGGGAGAUGAUCUAUUGUGGUUAGAAUGUUAUGUUGUACCAUAAAAUGGGUUAUGUACUAAAUAGAAUAUCAAUACCAAAACUUAAGAUAUGCUCAAUUAUGUAUUCACUUUUUAUAAAACUACACUUUAAACAUGUGACAUUGAAAUUAAUGGAUAAUCUAAAACUGAAAUAAUGAACUAAAAAGAUGAUUUAAAUAAAGCUAUGUUCAAAUAUAGCGGAGAUAAUGUAAAGAUAAAAAUUAAAAAUUAUGGAACUCUUUUUACAGGACUCACUAUUAGUAAAGAUUGUAAUCCAAAUUGUUAAAGAUGUUUACAAUCUUUCUGUGAUUAGUGUUAUGAUGAUUCCUUCUAUUAUUAUAAUUACAGAUGUUCCAAAUUAUUUUGUGAAUAAUAGAUUAAUAAAUUAAAUUCUAAAUCUCUCCUCAAUUCACAAGGAUCAUACUCAGAUAGUGUAUUUACUUUAGAAUUCUUGUUCAAUAUAAAUUUAGGAGAUUGUCUUAUCCCUAAAGUUUAUUAUACUUAUAAAAUUGAGAACUCUUAAAUCAAAUAUAUUUUACAAGAAAACUAAGUAUUUUUAAAAAAAGAUACAUCAAAUACUCUAAUAGCAUAAUUACCAUUAAAAUAAAUUAUUGAGAAUUGUCAAUUAAUAAAUACAACUACAGCAUUUGUAUAUUAAUGCUAUAUAGGAAUUGCAAUUACUAGUGAAUUAUCCACACAAUAUUUGGCUGUUACAAUAUCUUAACUUACUAUUGAAAAGGGUACAGAAUCUACCCUCCCAUAUGUACAAUCACUUAAUAUUCCUUCUGAUGAAAAUGUUUCUAUUGGACCUGUAUUUUUAGUUAGUGAAACUCUUUCAUUACAAACUGAUUCAAAUCUUAAAUAACUUACAGUCUUAUAAACUAUCUCUGACCCUGAAUUUUCCAAUUUUAGGAUACAUUAUUAUGAGGCAUAUCUAAUUCAGAAUAAUAAAACUAUAACAUUAAAUCUAUAAAUUGAAAUUUAAUAAACUAUUAAUACUACCUUUAUUUUCACAUGGACUGAUCCUUUAUUUGAUCCAUCACAAUCAUUUUCAUUUCAAAUCAAUUCCGAAGCCAAACCUGUACUAAAUAAUCGAAGAAGAAGAUUGGAUAUUCCACUUAAAAGAGAAAAUCUUAAAGUUAAUUAUAAUGCUUAAAAUAUAUAAGUAUAUAUUCCUAAUACACUCAUUUUUGAUCCUUCAUUCAAAGCAGGGCCUCUAGUAGGAAUAUUAGUUGGAGCCUUUGCAAUUAUUGCAAUCAUAAUAACAGUCGCCUAUUAUAAAUACAAGCCAGCAUUAAAAAAACCCCUUAUAUGA